Messenger RNA from Mus pahari (shrew mouse), 3979 nucleotides. RefSeq names its product solute carrier family 16 member 7 (gene Slc16a7). Gene Ontology annotation, cellular component: membrane. Gene Ontology annotation, molecular function: monocarboxylic acid transmembrane transporter activity. Lineage: Eukaryota; Metazoa; Chordata; Mammalia; Rodentia; Muridae. Gene Ontology annotation, biological process: transmembrane transport; monocarboxylic acid transport. The record is from RefSeq and is a predicted model, not a curated record. The transcript is spliced from 7 exons. Bases 871 to 2325 code for a protein of 484 amino acids.
AUGAGCUUCAGUCAGUGAGAGACCAAGUCUCAAUUUAAGACAAAGAUGAAGAGUGAUUCAGGAUAGCAGCCCCAAGUCCACUUCAGGCAACAAAAUGAAACUAUGCCCUUGACCUCUUUGUUACUGUUCAUAAUGCCGUCUUCCCCACUCUCAGAUUCUGUUAAGAUUCAUAGACACAGCAAUGCAUAUUGUACAGGGAUUUUUACCGUGUCUUCCGGACUUGGUAUCAAAUUACAUGCUGGGAAAAAAAAAAAUACCCUUGAAAGCGUGCCCACUAAAACUACACAGAAGGAAAAUCCAGAGGUUAAAUGUAGCAAUUCAAAGUGCCAGACACGUCACCUUUUUGACCCUGGCUAUAAUUUAAGCCUGGUUUAUGUUGCACCGUGAGAAGUGUGAACUAAUUGUGCAUGUCAAAGCAAGUUCUUCAAGAAGAGAAAGAGCAAACUACCUUUCCCCUAUUUGAGAGGAGAGAGGGAAGGAAGAGCAGAUCCGCGGCCUCUGGAGAGCUGUGUGCAAGUUUGCUCCUGGCUAAAAGUUAAUGAUCAAUCGCGUGCUCUCAGCUCCGAGUCCCCAGCAAGUGGCUGAGGCGGCUUUUCUUUCUCUCCCGCUCCAGAUAAUCUGGAGUCUGCUCUACCUCUCCCUUCAUAUUGCCUUCAAAUAUUGCACAUCAACACGAAGUGACUAGGCUUAAAUAUUCCACACACCACCCAAAGCUGUUAACGUGGUCAUCUGACAACAGUACACAGACGAUUACAGAAUUGUCCACUAAGAAAAACAUCAUGCAGGAGUCUGUGCGUUCAUACUGAAUCUUGACCGUUGAUCAACUUCAUCUGCUAAGAGGUCACCUUAGUCUCCAGUAGAAGUGCAGAAAUGCCAUCAGAGCCUUCCACGCCGUCUCCACAACCACUUCCUCCCGACGGAGGGUGGGGCUGGGUCGUAGUCUGUGCGUCCUUUAUCUCCAUUGGAUUUUCAUAUGCCUUCCCCAAAGCUGUCACAGUAUUCUUCAAAGACAUCCAAGAAAUAUUCCACACCACCUCCAGUCAGAUCGCGUGGAUAUCGUCCAUCAUGCUGGCCGUCAUGUAUGCGGGAGGUCCCAUCAGUAGUGUGUUGGUGAAUAACUACGGCAGCCGGCCUGUGGUGAUGGUGGGAGGAUUAUUGUGCUGUGUUGGAAUGAUCCUGGCUUCUUACAGCAACAGCGUGAUAGAGCUUUAUCUCACCGUUGGCUUCAUUGGAGGUUUAGGAUUAGCAUUCAACCUGCAACCGGCCUUAACAAUAAUUGGAAAAUAUUUCUAUAGAAGACGACCCCUUGCGAAUGGCUGCGCCAUGGCUGGAAGUCCUGUUUUCUUAAGCACACUGGCUCCUUUCAAUCAGUACCUAUUUAACAACUAUGGCUGGAAGGGCGGUUUUUUGAUUUUGGGAGGCAUAUUUUUGCACUCCUGUGUGGCCGGGUGCCUCAUGAGACCUGUUGGGCCAAGUCCAACUGCUAAGAAAUCUAAAAGUAAGGUUGGUUCAAGACAUGAUGCAACUGUGAAGAAAGCCAGUAAGGUAUCAACAGCAGAAAAAGUUAAUAAGUUUUUAGAUUUCAGCCUUUUUAUGCAUAGAGGAUUUUUGAUCUACCUAUCUGGAAAUGUCAUAUUGUUUUUAGGGAUUUUUGCCCCUAUUAUAUUCUUGGCUCCAUACGCUAAACACAGAGGAGUGGAUGACUAUAACUCAGCUUUUUUACUGUCUGUGAUGGCUUUUAUCGAUAUGUUUGCUCGGCCUUCUGUAGGAUUAAUAGCCAACACUAGCUUAGUCCGUCCACGAAUCCAGUACUUCUUCAGCUCCGCAAUCAUCUUUACUGGCAUAUGCCAUCUCUUAUGCCCCCUAGCAACUUCCUACACAGCUUUGGUGGUCUACGUUAUAUUUUUUGGAUUGGGAUUUGGAAGUAUUAGCAGUCUCCUCUUUGAAUGCCUUAUGGACCUCGUUGGAGCUGCCAGGUUCUCCAGUGCUGUGGGACUCACAACAAUUGUGGAGUGUUGUCCAGUUCUUUUCGGCCCUCCUUUGGCUGGUAAAUUGCUUGACAUAACUGGAGAAUAUAAAUACAUGUACAUAGCCAGUGGAACAGUUGUGUUAAUUUCAGGUACUUACCUACUGAUUGGCAAUGCUAUAAACUAUAGACUUCUCGACAAGGAAAGGAAAAGAGAGAAGGCAAGGAAGAAGAAGUCAGCUACGAACGCAUCCAGAGAAAUGGAGGCCCUGAACAGAUCUAAACAGGACGAAGUUACUGUCAAAAUUUCAAAUGCACACAAUCCUCCCUCAGACAGGGAAAAAGAAAGUAAUAUUUAACAAGUCUCAUGCCGAAUCAGUGUUCAUGAUUUUAAUCAUGAGUUUCUUUGUGUGUGUGUGUGUGUGUGUGUUUUUUUUCCCAAAGAAUUGCAAAGGAUUUUAGCUGCAACAAAAAGAUCGCAAACAGUAACAAAACUGGUAUCUUCCUCAAUGCCAUAGUAUAAAUUCAUGCUUUAACAUUUGUUGGGAUGGUCAACUCUUGAGGUGGUGCACGUAGAAAACCAACGCACUUGCUCAUCUGCGCACCUGAGUUGUGAUGAAAACAACAAAUUUUUAAAAUCUUCCACCCACUUUUACUUUUAGCUGCAGAAUUAGAUCUGCAUCCCAGACUUUGGCUCACCUAAGCACAAUUCAACAUUAAUUCCACAAAAUGACUCUCUUGAAGGUUCAUUUUUUUUUUCAUUUGAUAUUAAGUCAUGAAGUGAAUUGAGGACAAUCUUUUUUUUCUUUUCAACACACAAAGAAUUACACAUGUAUCUACGAAAACACUGAAUAUCGGGAGAUCAUAAAGAAAUAAAUGGAUUUGAAAAAAUUAUUAUCAUAGUCAUUUUUAAGUCAAAGGAAAACUCUGGGAAGCGGGAAUAUGUUAUAUUUGUGUGCAGUUUUGCAGUGUGGAUUAAAAAUAACAGUGUAUGGUGAAAAAAUCAAAGUGUUAUUAGCUCGAAGAAAGCUAAAGGAAAAAAAUCUACAUGGAUAAGUUUGGUUAAAAACAAAACAGAACUAGUUUUUCACCAUCAAUCUGCCACACUUGUGCCAGUUUAAUCUGCACACCUGUCUACACAGUUUCUUUGAGAGGUUGCAAUUAGGACUGGGUGCUAGAUAAUAGAACCCCUCCAUUCAUUUCCAGAAUUCAUACCUAACACAUAACUUGAUUUAAAAUGCAGAAACACUGAAAAAUCAGAUGAAUCCAUGCUUUAGAAGCCUCUGAAACAAUGAUGUGCAUCUUUUGAUGACUUUUUAAAAACGGGGGCUUCAUGCAGAUUUAAUGGUGUGCUCAACUAUCCAAGCCAAAUAAAUUAGAAGAGCUAACAUAUUCAAAGUAGUGACAUAAGCUUGAUCUCAUGAGUAAUUCAUAAGAGUGGAACUGACAAGACCAGGGGUCAUUUCUGAGCCCUGCUAACAGGGACUUAUAAUACUUUUCUACAAUAAGCAAAAGCAAAAUCCAACCCCAGACCUUGAAUUCCAUCCCAGAAGACACCUCUUGGCAUAAAAGGAGGGGAAACACUUGAAGAUUCUGCCCUCUACUGAUUGGACUACCUACAACUGAGAAUAGAACACAAAAGCUGGAGUUAGUCCCCAGGACACUUCUGGCAAUACAGGCUGUGGGGACUGACAAACGGAGUCUAUAACACAGUAGCAACACGGUGGGGAAUUCUUGUUCAGGUUACUUUAGGAUUUUGCUCAUUUUCCAAACCUAAAGUGUCUAGAAAUCAAACUCAUUCUUACAACACUCUUUGAGAGGUCUGUAACCUCAUAUUGUGCACAUAGCAACUGAAACUAAAUAUAUGUCUCAUGUCUUGUUUCAUUUUCUGGUAAAUAGGAAGAAUUUUGUGCUUUAUUAUUGAAGUCAUUCUUACAAUAUCUUCUUCCUCCUCCUACUUCUUCUUCUUCUUCUUUCUACUUCUUCUUCUUCUUCUUUCUACUUCUUCUUCUU